Aspergillus welwitschiae is the source of this 1033-nucleotide messenger RNA. RefSeq lists its product as uncharacterized. The record is from RefSeq and is a predicted model, not a curated record. The transcript has a single exon. NCBI's taxonomy places the organism in Eukaryota, Fungi, Ascomycota, Eurotiomycetes, Eurotiales, Aspergillaceae. Bases 1 to 1002 code for a protein of 333 amino acids.
AUGACUUAUAGGCCCUUUCGGAAGAACUUAUAUCGCUGUUUCUCGAAGAGCAGCGCAGGAGCGUUGAUAUGCGGUUUGAACCAUACUGGUACCCCACUCUCAAAAUUGGAGCUUCUAUCCAAUUUUCGGCAACAUAGCAUCUUUUACCAGAACAAACCCACGGCCCUGGUCUCCGCCACUGACCGCCCCAUCGAAGCCCUUCAUCGCGCUUUCGUGAAACACUACCACUCGGAUGACCGAGCAGAUGGCAUUUGGAUCGCAAUUAUUUCGGUCCCGGUGGGAGAAGAUGGCACGUUGCCCUGCCAUCAUGCUCGGGACCUUGCUCUUGAGUUGGGGUAUAAUCCUGAUGAUGGAGACAAAUUCAUGCACGAAUACAUAUUUGAAUGGGAAAUCGAACACCAGUAUGUGGAGCACAUGGUUUCUGUCGAGACACUUUUGAACCGCGGGCUGGAUCUGGAUGCCUUUCUCCAGGACGAUCGCUUGCCCAGCCUUCGAGAAUUCCGAGACUUGAUGAUCAAUAUGAUUGUGGAUCCUCGCGCGGACGGAUAUUCUGCUGGAAGAGAACUAGGUCGGAUGGCGCGCUGCUUUGGUGCUAGAGCUCCUGUGGAAGAAAUCGCACGUAGUUUUUUGACGGACUGUCCCGCAAACAUCUCUGUCGACCACGACAGACAGGACGUGACAUGGAAAAGGAGUGGAUAUGGCUCCGUUGAUAUGGACUACGAACACAUUUACUGGAUAAGACAGGGUAUCGACGAGGUCCUUUUUGAUUUAUGGCUUGCAGACAGCUACUUCAUGGAGGAUUGUGUUGCACAUUCAGAGCUGGUCAAUGACUUGACCUCCGAAAUGGAAAUAAUGUGGGAGCUUUACUGGGAGGAUCCUUGCUUCGAGGUGCGGAACGGGGUCAAAUCGGAUUCUGCCACAGAUGAAGCACGAAAACUGCGGUCCCGGGAGCAGGAAAUCCACGACCUGGUUGAGAGACACGCGGUAUCUAUAGGUCUGUGAUUACGAUUUCUCGUAGUAAUGCAUAAAGAAG